Procambarus clarkii (red swamp crayfish) is the source of this 2273-nucleotide messenger RNA. Its product is annotated as hemocyanin subunit. The record is from RefSeq and is a predicted model, not a curated record. Gene Ontology annotation, molecular function: oxidoreductase activity. NCBI's taxonomy places the organism in Eukaryota, Metazoa, Arthropoda, Malacostraca, Decapoda, Cambaridae.
CCAGGAGACCGGAGGAUAUAAAGAAGGUGAUUGUACAGAUGAUCAGCCAUCUCCACCAUGAAGGCCCUGGUGCUGUGUACUCUCGUGGCCGCUGUCGCCGCCUGGCCCUACCUGGGCUUCCAGAACGACGGUGCAGGUGGAGCAUCUACCGCACAGAAACAGCACGACGUAAAUUAUCUGCUGUGGAAGGUUUAUGAAGACGUUCAAGAUGACAACCUGAAGCAGCUCGGGGAGGUCUUCGACCCUGAGGCCGACACAUCUCACUACAGUGACGAUGGCGCCGCUGCUCACAAGCUGGUGAAAGAACUGAAGGAAGGGAGACUUCUGGAACAGAAACACUGGUUCUCCCUCUUCAAUAAUCGACAACGUGAAGAAGCCCUUUGGCUCUAUGAUGUCCUGGAACACAGCACGGACUGGAACACAUUCGUCGGCAAUGCUGCUUAUUUUCGACAUUACGUUAAUGAAGGAGAGUUUGUGUAUGCUUUGUAUGCUGCAGUGACCCACUCUCCACUCACUCAUGACGUUGUUCUUCCACCACCUUAUGAAGUCACUCCACAUUUGUUCACUAACAGUGAAAUUAUCCAGGAAGCCUACCAUGCCAAGAUGACCCAAACACCAGGAAAAUUCAGGUCAGAAUAUUCUGGCAGCAAAAGGAACCCAGAGCAGCGUGUGGCCUACUUCGGUGAAGACAUUGGCCUGAACACCCACCACGUCACUUGGCAUUUGAACUUCCCCUUUUGGUGGAACGAUGCUCACGAAGGUCACCACAUAGCUCGCAAGGGUGAGAACUUCUUCUGGGUACAUCAUCAGCUUACAGUCCGCUUCGACGCAGAGCGUCUUUCCAACUACUUGAGUCCCGUGGACGAGCUUCAUUGGGAUAAACCUCUCAAAGAAGGGUUUUCUCCUCAUACGACUUAUAAAUAUGGAGGCAACUUCCCAUCUCGUCCAGAUAAUGUGAACUAUGAAGAUGUGGAGGGCAUUACUCGUGUUCGCGAUUUGGUUCUAUCUGAGAGCCGUAUCUUUGAUGCCAUUGCUCAUGGGUAUGUCAUUGCCAAGGAUGGUACCAAAAUAGAUAUUAAGAACAGCCGCGGAGUUGAAAUCCUAGGUGAUCUCAUUGAAGCAUCUGAAUACAGUCCAAACUUCGCAUAUUACGGUUCGAUCCACAACCUUGCUCACAUAAUUAUAGGUCGCCAGGGAGACCCUCAUGGAAAGUAUGACCUUCCCCCAGGUGUCCUGGAACACUUUGAAACUGCCACCCGCGACCCCAGCUUCUUCAGGUUCCACAAAUACAUGGAUAACAUGUUCAGAGAACAUAUUGACAGCUUUGCACCAUAUACUAAGGAACAAUUAGAGUUCAGUGGUGUGGCCGUUGACAACUUUGCCAUUGACGGGAAAUUAGAAACGUUCUUUGAAGAUUUUGAAUACAGCCUUCUCACUGCUGUGGAUGAUGCUCCCGGAAUAGAAGACGUCGAUAUAUCAACCGUCGUGUCUCGUCUAAACCACAAGGACUUUUCCUUCAAUAUUGACGUCACCAACAAUCAUGAAGAAGAAGUUCUGGCAACAGUGCGCAUCUUCGCCUGGCCCCACCGUGACAACAAUGGUAUUGUCUUCCCAUUCGACGAGGGACGCUGGAGAGCCAUCGAGCUGGACAGGUUCUGGACCAAACUGAGUGCUGGAGUGAACCACAUCGUGCGCAAGUCUAAGGACUCGUCAGUGACAGUCCCCGACGUGCCCAGUUUCCAGACCCUGAUACAGAAGGCUAACGAGGCGCUCGCCUCAGGCAGCGAGCUCAACCUUCGUCAGUAUGAGAGUGCCCUUGGACUGCCCAACAGGUUCCUGCUGCCCAAGGGUAAUUCUAAUGGUAUGGAGUUCGACCUGGUGGUGGCUGUGACCGACGGAAAGGCUGACGCUGCUGUAGAUGAUCUACACACAAACACCAAAUUCAACCACUAUGGCUACCGAGGAGUGUAUCCCGACAAUCAACCACACGGCUACCCCCUGGAUCGUCGUGUUGACGAUGAACGCAUCUUCCAAAGUCUUUCUAACUUCAAACAAAUCCUAGUCAAAAUCACCCAUCAGUAAUUGCUGCCCAAACAACAGUGAUGUUAGUGAAUUUACAUUACAAUGAAAAUUCUUUGUCUCUUUAGUUUCACCAAUUAACACACAAGGCCUUGACUAUUUAUAUUGCAUAUUUGCACAUCUGUGCAUAAAUGAUUGCAUUUUCGAUGGACUGUUAUUCUUUCAAACAUGAAAAUAAAGCUCUGUACAACAAC